UUUUUUUCCAUCCGCAUGAUGCAGCGGAGCAACAAGCAGUUCUGUCUGAACAUUUUACUAAACAUUGAGACCAACAUUUGWCCCGAAGGAUCCGUCAGAAAUCCGACCAGAGUUCGAGCAGCGGGAGUGAAAAAGUUCAUUUUUGGACGUUUUGCGGCCGAAGUUUGACGCAGCUUUUCUCCGGACACCAGGGAGAAAAAAAGAGUUGGAGGGUCGUGAUGGAAGUGUUUCCUGGAGAAAAAUGAGAUAUUUCCCCAUUUUAAACUCGGAAGGUUUGAGGAUGAGGAAAGUCGGGAGGGAGAGUAAUUUAAAGUUUUCCAGAUGUCUGUUUUGAUGCGGGCUGAAACUCUUUUUACUCAGAUAAAGAAAAGUUUCUGCUUUUCUGCAGCAUCGCUGGAUUUAAWUUUUUUCUCUUUGGAUUCAUACAGAAAACACCCAAACCUUUAGGGAUAACGGGAUUAAUUUUAUUCUGAACUCAUCUUUGGGAUAUGAUUGGACCCCUUUGGAGACAAAACAAAGCAGAAAAAAGUCAAUAUUUGUUAUAAAAAUGAUAAUUGGGUGAAAUUCUUCUGAAACUCAAAACAAGGGAAGCCCAACGAUGGGCACACAGCCAACACUCACUGACAGGACUCCGAGCAUUCUCAACAAGGACCUGACAGACAAAAAGCCAAAGAAUGGAAAACCCUCCAUCUCCCUCAAACACGAGUUUGACCCGACAGGUCUGGUUCAGCGCUGUGUGAUAAUCCAAAGAGAUGAAAAUGGUUUUGGUCUGACGGUUAGUGGAGACAACCCYGUGUUUGUGCAGCUGGUCAAAGAAGAUGGAGCCGCGAUGCGAGCCGGUGUCCAGACAGGAGACAGAAUCGUUAAGGUUAAUGGGAGGUUAGUUACCCAUUCAAACCACAAAGAGGUUGUGGAAUUAAUCAAGUCCGGUUCCUAUGUAGCCCUGACGGUCUUGGGGAGACCUCCAGGACUUCCUCAGAUUCCCCUGGAUGAGAAGGAAGAGCAGGAGGAAGAGGAGGAGGAGGAAGAGGCAGACACGCCUCCUUUUCUUUCAGCUCCAAACUCACCUGCCCUCUCAGGUGAAGAUCAGUCCUGCUUCUUGAGCAGCAGCAGCACACCCUGCAGCCCUCAUAACCACAUCGCCUGCUCCUCAUCGGACGGGGAUGCAGCUUCAUGGUUGAGGAACGGUGAGGAUGAGGAGGGUGAUGGUGUGUCGUCCCUGAAGGAACAGUACCCACCUUUAGGUUCUGAGGGUGGGCACUCGAUCAACAACAACGCUACGAUCAGCAGCCGCUUUCCGGAAAGUUCAGGAAUAAAAGAGACGCCCUGUCAGAGUCCAGGCAUCAGCCGCAGAGAAGACCUUAGUUUCUGCUCUUCACCUGACGCUGAAGAUGUGCUUGAUACGGACUCCAGUGCCCAUUGCAUUGUGGGUAACCCUCCCUACACCCUCAACCUCCAGAUCAUCGGAGCGGAGGACGACUACUUUGACUCCCAACAGGAACAGAUCAACAACGAGUGCAGCUCGUUUCAGAGCAUCGACGUGCUGAAGUGUCGACCGGCUCACCUCGCCGUCUUCCUCCAUCAUGUGGUGUCGCAGUUCGACCCGGCUCCUCUGCUUUGUUUCCUCUACGCCGACAUGCACAAACAAACCAGCUCCAAGGAGAGUCGACGCUUCUUCAUGGAGUUCCACUCACUUUUUUUAGAUAAAACAGCCAAUCUGAAAGUACCAGUGCCUGAARCAAUCGCAGCAGAACUGGAGAAGCGAAGGCUGGAGCUGCUCCCUGAUGAUGUGUGCAAACAAUACUCUCAGGCGUUACAAGACUCGCUUUUAACAGACCUGCACAAGAACCUGGAGGACUUCAGACAGAAACGCAGCAUGGGGCUGACGCUGGCCGAGGACGAGCUGUCCAAGCUGGACUCGGAGCGAGACAAAGACCAGCAGGUGUCGGAGAAGGAGUGCUCCUGCGCCGAAAUCAUCCUGUCCAAGAUCGAGGACAUCCUGUUGUCGUCUCAACCCUCAGAAGAGGAGAAGUGCCAAAACAUGCAGCAUGUAAUCCACAACUAUAUGAAGCACCUCGGGGUGAAAGUAAAGGAACAUCGUGGGCUCGAGCAAAAACGUGCACGCAUUAAUUUCCUGCCCAGAAUUAAGGUGAAAAGUACAAAACCGGAGAAGGAAGKGGAGGAAAAGGUGAAAAAGCCACGAUUCCCCAACAUCCUGGGACCUCCACGGCGCCCGAGCAGAGUGGACUCAACUUCAGUGGUUAAAGCCGUCGAGCAGAACAAGCAGCGCUCACCAAAGUUCUCCCAGCUGCCCAUCGGGAUCCCAGAACUCCUCGACUCCUCCGCCUCCACCGGACGCAGCCAGGCGAACCACCCGAGCGAGGGGCCGGACUCCAGCUGCCAGUCUGGGUCCACCAGCUCCUCCCUGGGUCCCGGCUCCCUCAGCAGUCCCACCUCCGACACGAGCGGAGCAGAGACAGAUUCCAGUAUGUCUCCGUUCUGCGUCCUGCCCAGACUGGGUGAUGGUCUGCAGCCUGUGGACCACCAGGAUGGCCCCUCCAGUCCAACCAGCACUCAGUUUGACUUCAGCCCGUCCAACCUGGACCAGCGGGACGAGGACCAGGACGCUUUCAGGAUGGAAGUUCCGUCCACGGUGAGUUCUGCCGACAUCCAGAGCGAAGACGACCAAGCAGCAGAGGGCGAGGGUGACGAAGACCCCCUGAACUGGCAGAAACUCGUCAGUCGAGGCGUCCUGGAAAGCCUGACGCCGAAGGAGAUCAAACGACAGGAAGUCAUCAACGAGCUGUUCUACACUGAGCGCGCUCACCUGCGCAUGCUGAGGGUCCUGGACUGUGUUUUCUGCCAGAGGCUGAACAGGGACAGCAUCCUUCCUCCUGAGGACAUCAGACAAAUCUUUAUUAACCUGGAGGAAAUCAUCCAGCUGCACGUUUCUGUAACAGAACAAAUGGCAGCAAUCAGGAGGAGGAGCGAGACGUCAGUGAUUGGUCAGAUCGGGGAUGAUCUCUUGGAGUGGUUCAGUGGCGAGGAAGAGGAGAAGGUAAAGAGCGCAGUAGGAACGUUCUGCAGCAACCAGCCAUCGGCGCUGGAGCUCAUCAAAACCCGGCAGAAGAAAGACCAGAAGUUCAACUUGUUCAUGCAGGAGGCAAGGAGUAACCCUUUGUGUCGCAGGCUGCAGCUUAAAGACAUCAUUCCUGUAGAAAUGCAAAGAGUGACAAAGUACCCACUGCUCCUGGACAAUAUCGCUAAAUACACAGAAAAUGGUGAAGAAAGAGAAAAGGUGAAGAAAGCUGGAGAAUGCUGUAAAAAGAUCCUGAACCACGUCAACCAGGCUGUGAGAGAAGCUGAAAACAAACAGAGACUGGAGGAUUAUCAGCGACGGCUGGACGUCUCAUCUCUUAAACAAAGUGAAAAUCCUGUGAUCCUGGAGCUGAGGAACCUGGAUCUGACCAAGAGGAAGAUGGUUCACGAGGGACCUCUCUCCUGGAGAGCCAAGGACAAAACGAUCGAACUUUACACGGUCCUCCUGGAGGACAUCAUGGUUUUACUGCAGAAGCAGGACGAGCGUCUUGUCCUCAAGUUUCACGGCAAGAACCUGGCGAGCGCUGCCGACACCAAGCACACCUUCAGCCCCGUCAUUAAACUUAACACGGUCCUGGUUCGACCCGUAGCCACCGACAAGAAGGCCUUCUUUGUUCUGUCAAUGUCUGAAAACGGUGUUCAGAUGUACGAGCUGAUGGCUCAGACGGUGUCCGAUCGCAGAACGUGGCAGUGUCUGAUCACGCAAUGCGCCGACGCCAUGAAGGCCAAGCCUCACAACAACGUCACGCCUCCGGCCCGACCCGGAGCCGAGCGGAACGCUGCGGGGACGCCCAAACGGAGCGUGGAGCCCAGCGAGACGUCGAGGGGAAGUGUCGGUUCUUCUGGUUCCACUGAUGGAUGCGUUCUGGAUAAAGACGCCCCGUCUUCACCGGGCGUCCAGCCUCCUCCCAACCCCUUUGAUGGGUUGAAGUCAGAGGAUGAGGAAGAGGAGCUGGCUGUAGCGGACAGAGCAGAGGACGAAGAAGAGGAGGAGGACGUUGACGAGGCAGAACUGGAAGCGUUYUUGGAUGGUCAGCUGGCGGACCAACUCCUGCAGGAAGGAUCCAGUCAGAGCAUCCCGGAGGAAAACGAUCACGUGGAGUUUAACUCCUCCUCUUCCUCCUCCUCUAAAGCUGAAGAGGCUCUCCAGACGUUGGCGAUGCUGAAACAGGCCAUUUUCGCCCACAUGUCGAGCAAAGAGGAGGAGACAGAAGAAGCCAAACCGAGUGAGUUUCCUGAGAAUCAGCUGAAUGAGAGCCGCUCCGCCGCACCCCAUGAGAACGGGUCGCCUGAAAGCUCAGAGAAAGACGACCAGCAGCCUUUAGCUGUGGUCACAGGAGAGGCUAAAACAGCCAAGCAGAACGGAGGCUUUGUGGGUCUGGAUUUUGAGGCGGGUUCUGAGGAGAGCGGCGCCGACGACGAUGUUGGAGCCGACGUGCGGAUUGACAUGAGGAAGCUGCUGUCGUCUUCCUCUCAGGCGGGGAGCGGCGGCCCUGACCUCAGCAGGCAGCUGAUGACUCACCUGCGCCUCCUGCAGGCCGACCUGCAGUACCUGAAGGACGUAGAGAUGAAGUACAACGAGCUGCAGAGAAUUCAAACCGAUGCAGCUGCAAACUCAGACGACAACACUGAUGGGAUCCAUUGAUCACCAGCUUCCUGAUCUGUUUCAUAUUUGCCGCUUCGAGUUUCACCAUAAACCUUUGUGACAACGGAGGCUUCGGAGGCUUCGUGGGAAACUGGACGGUGUCGUCAUCGCAGUCAGGAUUUAUUCACAACAAACUCCACUUCGAUGUUAAUCCACCGCUCAAAUGAUUUAAUACACUGGAUUUAAAAUGGAAAAGGAGAGGGUUUGUGUUCACACAGGGGCUCAUUCAGGAAACAUAUUUUUGUACAAAAUAAAACAACAGUAGACGCCUCAAAACAGCACAGAAAUAAAUCCUCUAACACAGAAACUUCAUCCAAAACUAAUAUAAAAGUAAAAGAGGAGGAACAGCUAAGAUGGCUCUAAAUUAAAGAUUUAAAACCAGCGAACUAAAUAGUUUGUUGGUUUAAUUUGUUGAGGUGAAUAAAAUUGUACAAAGAUAUAUUAUAAAACGUCCCAAAAAUCUUUUUUUUUCAAAAUGUAUUAAAACAGUCGAUUUCCUCUAUUUGAAAAUGGCUUAAAAACCAACAAAUCAUGAGAAACUCUUUAAAUGCAACAAGUUAUAAAAGUUCAAAACCCUUCUCUUCAUCAGGGUUUGCACUUUUUUUUUACUUCAACAAUUCUUCUGGAUUUCAGGUUUGAGUCACUUUAACUGUUUCUGACCAGAUUCUGUCCAAAACUUAAGAUCUUUUAAAAUAAUAUAAGAAGUAUUUCUGUCUGAGCAAACUUGUUUCUCAGGUAGUUUCCACUAAGAGCACAUGAAUGUAGAUUUGUCAAGCAGUUUCCACCUCUGUCAUUCUGGCCUAUAAUCCCAGUCCAAUCCCAACUAGACUUGAAGAUGUUCGGCUCAACUCAGGAUCUUUCUCAAUUCAAACUAAGAACUGAACAAAAACUGGUUUAUCUAAAAACCAAAACAUCCAAACAGGAGCAGCUGAGGUGCAUUCUGAUCUUUAGCUGAAAUGACGUUCUGUGUGUAUACAGAUAUGUAUCUCACCAGGCUGAGCCUGCUGCAGGUUCAAAAACCAGCAACCUGUGUGGUCGUGGUUUUCAUUUUCUGAAAAUCAACGCAAACCGUUUGUGUGCAAACUAUAUUCUUGGCCUCAUGCAAGAACCAUUCGUACGCACAGAUUUGUUCUUAAGUUGUCCGUACGAGUGAUUUAGGAGAAUUUGUGGCAUUCA
Austrofundulus limnaeus is the source of this 5920-nucleotide messenger RNA. RefSeq names its product rho guanine nucleotide exchange factor 12. The transcript is spliced from 35 exons. Gene Ontology annotation, cellular component: cytoplasm. Gene Ontology annotation, biological process: G protein-coupled receptor signaling pathway; intracellular signal transduction. NCBI's taxonomy places the organism in Eukaryota, Metazoa, Chordata, Actinopteri, Cyprinodontiformes, Rivulidae. The record is from RefSeq and is a predicted model, not a curated record. Gene Ontology annotation, molecular function: guanyl-nucleotide exchange factor activity; G protein-coupled receptor binding. The coding region runs from base 599 to 4744 and encodes 1381 amino acids.